GAUGUCUAGCUGAUGUCAGUGUCACACAAACAUUGCUUUCAUAUUCUGGUGAAAAUGUCUCGUUCUCUAAAAACCAGUUCAAUAUUUCCAAUACUCAUGACCCGAAUCAGACAGUUCACAACCAAAUUAGAUGUGAUUCCUGUAGUGAACCGUUUGCCAAGUAUAGAGGAGAACAUAUCAGAAGAUUCUCCAGAAGAUCGCGACAAUAAUCCUAUAAGGUACAACGUUUGCAGAGACAAUAGUCCCUGCUCUAAGUUUGUGUUCAACAAGAGGAACAAACAGGCUGGCUCUGCAGAUCAUCAGAAUCAGUUCGAGAUGACAUUCGAAGAUCAAUCAGCUCAACAAGAAUGCACCACCUCCAUCAGUAGUGCAGAUAAAGGUUAUAGAAGUUUCACUACUUCUACGACUCAGAAAAAUGUGGUGCUGCCCCUGAAAAUGUUCAAGUUGGCUAAUCCGUUUCCGGAACCAGUCAAGAUAAUGCCCUCCAGAACAGUUUCAGAUCAAGAGAAAGCAGAUCAGAUGCAAGCUGAAUGUAGAGUACCAAAAUCUAUCUCGAAAUCAAGAAGAGCGUGAAAAUUGUGACUCCUAUACAUUAUCACACUUGGUUUUGAAAAAAUCAGUAUUUCCAAAAUUCACCAAUCAUUAUUAUAUGUACAAUGAUAUUUAUUUCGAAAUAUACGCUCAAUAUUGAAUGAUUUCAUUAAUUUUUGAGUUUAUGAAUGAAA
Messenger RNA from Phaedon cochleariae (mustard beetle), 725 nucleotides. Lineage: Eukaryota; Metazoa; Arthropoda; Insecta; Coleoptera; Chrysomelidae. The record is from the annotation of a GenBank genome assembly.